Messenger RNA from Rhipicephalus microplus (southern cattle tick), 7549 nucleotides. RefSeq lists its product as uncharacterized. Lineage: Eukaryota; Metazoa; Arthropoda; Arachnida; Ixodida; Ixodidae. The record is from RefSeq and is a predicted model, not a curated record.
CUGUUCGGCGGUAUUGAUGGUGGUGUUUCAUGGUUGUUUCGACACUUUCGUUAGCACUACCUGAAGAAAAGUGUUUAGUUUCUACGUGAUAAUAAGCCUCAUCGCGUCACCUCUUCUGUGCUUUGCCAACGAUACUGUCAUCGUGCCGGCAUCGACUGGCAAGUGAAUCCAGCCUUUGCCCGAGCAAAUACCGCGGCUUCCGAAUAAUGCCACUUGGAACAUGGAAGCAGCUGAAGCAGUGAACGUAAACUUGAAAAAAGAAUUCAGUGUUGCAUCCGAGUUUGAGGGUCCUUCUUGUAGUGAAGCUACCAAGGAGUCUGAAGACAACAAGCAGAAUGAGAAUGCAAGCUUGAACUGCGAAGGCAAGGUUUUUCCAGAAACAGAAGGUGAUGCGAACCUUGUACCAAGAUUACCUGACAGUAAUGUUGUCAGUUCAUCACGUUCAGAGGCAUGCUCUGGUGGUACUGCCAAAGACAGCUGUGAAACUUUAGAAAGGUCUGGGGACCCUUCUAAUGUGCAAGCUAGGAAUGAAAUAGGAACACAGUUGAAGGAAGAAGUAAAAGCUGAAGAUGCAGACAUGGAAGCAGCUGAAGCAGUGAGUUUAGACUUGAAAAAAGAAUUCAGUGUGGCAUCUGAGUUGGAUAGUCCUUCUUGUAGUGAAGCUACCAAGAAGACUCAAGAGGAGAAGCAGAUUGAAAAUGCAAACUUGAACUGUGAAGGCAAGGUUUUUCCAGAAACAGAAGGUGAUGCGAACCUUGUACCAAGAUUACCUGACAGUAAUGUUGUCAGUUCAUCACGUUCAGAGGCAUGCUCUGGUGGUACUGCCAAAGACAGCUGUGAAACUUUAGAAAGGUCUGGGGACCCUUCUAAUGUGCAAGCUAGGAAUGAAAUAGGAACACAGUUGAAGGAAGAAGUAAAAGCUGAAGAUGCAGACAUGGAAGCAGCUGAAGCAGUGAGUUUAGACUUGAAAAAAGAAUUCAGUGUGGCAUCUGAGUUGGAUAGUCCUUCUUGUAGUGAAGCUACCAAGAAGACUCAAGAGGAGAAGCAGAUUGAAAAUGCAAACUUGAACUGUGAAGGCAAGGUUUUUCCAGAAACAGAAGGUGAUGCGAACCUUGUACCAAGAUUACCUGACAGUAAUGUUGUCUGUUCAUCACGUUCAGAGGCAUGCUCUGUUGGUACUGCCAAAGACAGCUGUGGGACUUUGGUGGAAAGGUCUGGGGACCCUUCUAGUGUGCAAGCUAGAAGUGAAAUAGCAAAACAGUUAAAGGAAGAAGUAAAAACUGAAGAUGCAGACAUGGAAGCAGCUGAAGCAGUGAGUUUAGACUUGAAAAAAGAAUUCAGUGUGGCAUUCGAGUUGGAGAAUCCUUGUAGUGAAGCUACCAAGGAGACCGAAGAGGAGAAGCAGAAUCAAAACGCAAACUUGAACUGCGAAGACAAGGUUUUUCCAGAAACAGAAUGUGAUGUGGACCUUGUACCAAGAUUACCUGACAGUAAUGUUUUUAGUUCAUCACGUUCAGAGGCAUGCUCUAGUGGUACUGCCAAAGACAGCUGUGGGACUUUGGAAAGGUCUGGGGACCCUUCUAGUGUGCAAGCUAGAAGUGAAAUAGCAAAACAGUUAAAGGAAGAAGUAAAAACUGAAGAUGCAGACCUGAAGCUUGCAGUUCAUUCAGGGCGGAAAAGAGAUAACUCUGCCUCCACACUGUGCGACAGUGAUGUUCUAAAUUCAGUUAUCUCUGAGCCAACUAAAGGCAGGUUAGUGACCUGGGAACAGAGAAAGAACUCUUCUGAAAGUAAAACGAAAGAAAUGGCGAAGCAGUCAGCAGGAGAGAAGUGUGAAAGUGAAGAUGAGUGUUCCCAAGGCAAAGUUCUCUCGAAGCUGGAUAAAGACGAUAUCCUAGAGGCCAAACCAUGUGGUGCCAAUCUCAGUGAAUCAUCUUGUUUUGAGAAAAACUGUAGCAGUGCCUUUAGUGAGAGCAGCAUGCACUCAGACAGUCCACAUGGCUCUUUUUCCACGGAUGUUGGAAAACACGCUGCAGAAAAAGGAGAGGAAAUUGAUAGGGAGGGACACAUCUCCUUUUCUUUUGUACCAAAGAGAGAGGCAGUGAAAGAAGUGGAGAGUGAAAAAGAAGAGCACUCUUCCUCCUGUGAAUGGGGAAAGCAGGAAUCCAAAAAAGAGGAGACUCAUAAUGAGGGACAUGGCUCUUCCACAAUAUAUCCCAUAAUAGAUGCCAUAGGAAAAAAAGAGGAAAAUGAUUGUGAAGUUCAAGAGUCUUCCUCAGUUGAACCUUUGAAGAAGAAAGCAGGAGAAGAGGAAAUUCAGCCUGGAAGUAAGCAUGACAAUCACAUGCCCAGUCUUCAAUCGUCAGUGGAGAAACCUGACACCAGUUCAUCUGAGUCACAUGAUAGUCAGACAGACGUACAACCAUCAAUUAGUUGUGAACCAUGUAGUCAAGCUGCUGAUGACCUUUUGUCUUCAAAAGAUGGCGAAAACACUUCAUUCACUGAGACAAGUAAAGAAGAAACUGAAGAAGAGAGUGAAGAUGAAGAUGAGCAGGAAGAGACAUGUCAUCCUUAUGUCUCACAGUUUCUUCAUCAUUACAUAAAGGUUGGGAAGUAUGUGCCAACAUCUGUGUCGAAGGCCAGAGAUUUUCGUAUGAGAAGGGCAGAUGCCGUAGUUGAAGCUCCUUCGUUGGUUACUCCCUUACUUAUAAAAAGACCAGACUACCUUUUGACAGAGGACGAAAAUUGUGAGGGAAGUAAGAAACAGAAAAAAGUGCUGCCUUUGAGGCAAAAUGUGAGCUCUGCUGAUGAGUUUUUUGAAAGUGAAAUUGGAAAGUUCUUCAUCGGUCUCGGUUUGAGCAGAGCACGUGAGGUGUGCAACCAAGAGGUGCUAAAGCUCAAGAGGCGCGAGAUAAAGAAAGCUCGUGGUCGUAAUCAAGAGAUGAUCGAUGAGUAUAAAGGGCUAAUAGAAGAACAUCGAAAAACUUUAAUAGCAAACUCUGCCUUUAAAUUCAAGUCCAAGUCAUGCAAGUUAUGUGAUUUUAAAACUGAAUCAAGCCUUGUUCUGGAAGGACACCUACUGACACCACAUUUGACAACACGGCGGGAGCUUCAGUGCGGUUUUUGUGACUACGCGACUCGCGAUAGCAAAGUGUUUGCAUUCCAUGUGGAGGCUAUGCACAACAGACAGGCAAUCCUAGAGCCUCCACAGCUGCAUCAUCAGUGCCCUUUUUGUCCUUUUGAGACCAACCUGAAAAUUAAGGCCACUUCCCAUGUUAACCGUUGUGAAAAGGUUUUUAGCUCAAGUCAGAAUCAGAGGCCCACUUAUGACUUUCAGCCUCCGGGAGUCACAGCUAAACCUCUUAAUUUUAAUAAUAUCAUGAACUACGAGGAAACAUUGUUUUCAUUAGGCCGCAUUGCUAAAGAUCCACGAAAAGGCUCUGGCGCGACACGUCAGAACGGAGCCUCUGCAUUGGUAGCGCCUCAAGGAAAACUGCCACUGCUAUCCAAGAAACGAAAAUCUGCUCACUUGCAAAAUCAAAGUCAGGAACAGAGCAAGUCUAGGUUGACAUUGAUCCAGCCAGAUAUUUCAUCAAACCAAACAUUCCAGGUUGUUGGCAAUGGUGCGGAGCUUAUCCCAUUGUACAAUGAAAGCAUCAGGCAGAUCAUAGCUGUUGCUCAAUCACCUUCCAACUUGGCUAGUUUGCGUACUGGUGCAGAGGAAGCCCAGCAAGGCACACAACCACAAACAUGUGAAAGCCCCAAGGGAACCAGCUCAACUGCACCCGUUAUAGCUUGUGAGAUCUGUGAUGGCUUUGUCAAAGACUUGGCGCAGUUGCGCUUGCACAUGCAUCGAACACACAGUGUGAAAAUCCAUCGGGCUACACUGUCCCAGCGCCCACCACUCAGCUGCCAAAAGUGUGACAGGCGUUGUUUCAGUGACCAGGGACUGGAACGGCAUUUGCUGGGGGCUCAUGGCAUGGUUACACCCAACAUGCAGUACAUGGCCAAAAGGGGCAGGGAUGCUGGCCGUUGUCCACGAUGUGGUCGCAUUUAUGCUGCCAAGCUGGUUUCCCACAUGAAAGAGGUGCAUCGAAUGACAGUAAGGAUGGCCACCCUAUCAUACAAGUGCCCUAUAUGCGAAGCUGUAUUUGCCAUGUAUGGGCAUUUUGAAAGACAUGUACGUAAAGUACACACUAAUAACAGGAACAAAUCAUCUGCUACAGUUAAUAAUGGCCAAACCUCCAAGAGGCCAUUAUCAGCCGAAGCUUCUACUCCCACAAUUGUUAAGUAUAAUUCCUCAAAGCGACCAUGCCUGCCUACAUCCUCUCCUUCCACAAGCUACCAGGCCAACUCUGUGAAGCGACCAUUUUCAGCUCCAAGUUCUAGUUCUGCAACUUCAAACCCCAGUGCCGCAAAGCGGCCAUUGUUGUCUCCAACCACUGGUCAUUUCAGUUCUGCAAUGUGUCCGUCUUCGGCUGGAGCACCUACUUCUGCUCUUACGAAUCCCAGUUACUCAGUGCGACCAUCCGUGGCUGCAUCCUAUUCUUCCUCAACUUCCCAGCUGGACACUGUGAAAAGGCCAUUCUGUGCUACAGACUCAACAGCUACAAACUCCUCUUCUAGUUUUACAAGACUGCCAAUCGUGGUUCAGACCUCCGAUAAUUCAAGUGCUAGUUCCAGUGCUGCAAAGUGGCCGCCUUCGGCUUCAACCUCUAGUCCUGGAAGUGCGGGUUCCAAUUUUGCCGCAAGACCGUUAUUGCCUGCAAGCACUACAACUGCAGUUACCGGCUCCAGCUCUUCAAAGGAGUCAACGUCAGGUGUAGCCUUCAUUCCUGCAACUGCACACACCAAGUCGCCAAUGUCGCCUUUCAUGGCUCAGUCUAGUCCUGUAAGUAUCCAUCCUGCUACCACAUCAAGACCAUUCCUGGCUGCAACACCUUCCGUGACAGCUGCUGGUUCCAGUUCAGCAAAGCAACAGUUGUUGAUGUGCCCUACUUCUGUGGUGAAUAACGCUGUAGCAAUUUCUUCAACUGGUAAGUUUAGUACCAGUGGGAAUGAAGUUACCUGCUUGCCGAUAGACCAACCUACAAAGCAGCCAAUUUCGGCUGUGUCAACUGGUGAGCUUAAAUCCAGUGGGAACCAAGUUAUCUGCUUGCCGAUAGGCCAACCUACAAAGCAGCCAAUUUCGACUGCGUCAACUGGUGAGCUAAAAUCCAGUGGGGAUGAAGUUAUCUUCUUGCCGAUAGGCCAACCUACAAAGCAACUAAUUUCGUCUGUGUCAACUGGUGAGCUUAAGUCUAGUGCGAACGAAGUUACCUGCUUGCCGAUAGGCCAACCGACAAAGCACGGAAUUUCGACUGCGUCAACUGGUGAGCUUAAAUCCAGUGGGAAUGACGUUACCUGCUUGCCGAUAGACCAACCUACAAAGCAGCCAAUUUUGGCUGCGUCAACUGGUGAGCUUGAACCCAGUGGAAAGGAAGUUACCUGCUUGCCGAUAGGCCAACCUACAAAGCAGCCUAGUUUGACUGUGUCAACUGGUGAGUUUAUAUCCAGUGGAAAGGAAAUUACUUGCUUGCCGAUAGGCCAGCCUACAGAGCAGCCAUUUUUGGCUAUGUCAACUGAUAAGCCUAAACCUAGUGUGAAAGAAGUGACCUGCCUUCCAGUAGGGCCACCUACAAAGCCACCCUUUCUGGCUAUGUCACCUUCUGAGCUCAACACCAAUGUGAGGGAAGUGACCUGUUUGCCAGUAGUUCAGCCUACAAAGCAGCCAUUUUUGGCUAAGGCCUCUGCGCUUACAGUAAAAGCUAAGACAACAGAUAUUUCACCUGUUGAAUCCAAUUCCAAAUCAAAAGAAAUCUCAGGUGCAUGGGCAGAGCCCACCUUUCAGUCGGUGCUGUCCAAAAUAAAAGUGGAAUGGGCAGAUCCCAUGGAAGUGGCCCCCUCUGCCUCGUCACAGCUAAAUUUUUUACAAGAACUUGUUUGGUGCGUGGCUUGUAAGAAAAGUGUGGAGGACUUCACAGAACAUUUGAAAUACAAACACAUACGACAGUGUCGUGUUCGUGUAUGCCACAUUGAGACGUGCGACUCGUGUCUGUCAUCAUUUUCUGGUCUGAAAGUGGCAAUCACAUCAGAUGUUGAGGAUGAAGAUAGUUCAGAGGAUGAGGAGGAGGAGGAAGAGGAGAAUGACAGUGGGAAAAAUGAAGCUGCUAGGCCAGAAACAAUGGUCCUUGAUCGGCCAUGCAAAAGUGAGCCGGUGGAUGUGUAAGAGGCUUGUUGCCUAAACAGCUGCUUGAGAGCACCAUGUGUCAGUGAAAUAGCAUGUCCAAUGUAUAGGAGUGCAUUUUUCAGGUUUUUCAUAGUUAUUCGAACUCUGGCAGUUGAAACAGAGGUUCUCAGACUUUUGGCUUGUCUGCAUUUAUAGUGCUUCCAUGAAGUUCCGAGGCAAGCGCAUAGGUUUUCAUAGAAGCUGUGCGCAUGCCCAUCAGGACUAAUUUAAACCUGGAAAAAACUAUCCCCUUGGUAGACAUGCUCAUCCAGUCAUUCUUGCAUAGAUGUUUGCUACUGCACACUUAUGUGCUGGUUCCGAGGCUAUUAUGUCAAGAUGCAGUGUUGCUUAUUCAUGGAAGCAGUAGCUAAAUAGUUGAAUUUAAAUGGACUGUAUUAAUCCAAUGACUCUGUAUAGACAUUGCUGCACUGGUAAAAGGGGGCAGAUAUGCACACAUUCAUUUAGUUCCUUGGGCUGUGAAAAUCAAUUCACAGUGUUUUCAUAGUAAGGAAUGGAAACCUCUGGCUUGAGAGCAUUCAAAGAACUGUUGGUCUCUGCGCUUCGCAAGGGAAUGGAGGAUACCUUCAUUGAAUUUUUAUGUUGCAGAUAUUGCCUUGAACCAAUACUACGACUUUGUUUAAAAUUGUGAUCGAUGUCGUGCACUUAUUAUCUGUUGAACAGUCUAUUUACAGUGACAGACAGAAAAUGAAUUGUGAGCAACGAAAAUAUUGUUCACCUUGCUCACUUUUCUUGAGGAUGUCCAUAUUGUUGAAUUUCAGUGUGAUGUGCUCUAAUUAAUAAAGCAAAACUAGCAGUUAUGUGUUGGCAUACUGCUUAUUCUAUAAUUUAUAAAACUCGCUUUUGUAGCAUUUUGCACUCAUCAUUGACACAGCAAAGUGAAAUAGACAUCUAAUUCUAUCUUUGUAAAUAUUUCAUUUUUUUUAUUUUUGUAUGAAUUAUCAGUUGUUAGUUCUACUGUAUGUCCAUCAAUGUGCAGUAAAUGGCAGCUGUAUUGUUUACUUCCUUCAAUUUGCUUGCGACGUCUGUAUGUGCUUUUGUUAAUAGUAUGCAACCUGCAAUUCUGUGUUUUCAUAGUUUUUGUGCGAUACACAAAUUUCCCCGUUGGAACAUUUCAUAUUCAUCAUUUAUAUAACAAGGGAGACUUCUUACUCCGCCUUCAUAGUUGUUCUUUUUCCAUUGUCAUGUAAAGGUAUAGUUGAGAGCUAUGCUACCUAUCAUGCUCUCACUUUGUCUAAUAAAGUAGCACACACUGCCUGAAAA